AUGGCAUCACUGAAUGUUGAUAAAGUGAUAAUUUCAUCUGCAAUUAUUGAACUGAAUGGUCCAUGUCCAAAGGCUUCAUCUUUGUUGGGUUUGCAGGAUUGCAUUUGGAUUCCUAAACUUGAAGAUCUGGUCAGAUAUCUUGGGUCAGUUCUGGAUGGAAACUUCUCUUCGUUGAUGCUGCAUCUGAAGUUUCAUGAAGAGCUGAAAUGUAUUGAAGCAUUGAUUGGUUCUCUAGCCUCAGAAGUGAAAUUCACUUGCUCUGUCGCAAAUGUCAUUCAGACUUCGAGAGUAAAUGCUAGAACAUAG
Dovyalis caffra is the source of this 306-nucleotide messenger RNA. NCBI's taxonomy places the organism in Eukaryota, Viridiplantae, Streptophyta, Magnoliopsida, Malpighiales, Salicaceae. The record is from the annotation of a GenBank genome assembly.